This is a messenger RNA of Synchiropus splendidus (mandarinfish), 5679 nucleotides long. RefSeq names its product glycerol-3-phosphate dehydrogenase 2 (mitochondrial) (gene gpd2). Gene Ontology annotation, molecular function: glycerol-3-phosphate dehydrogenase (quinone) activity; calcium ion binding. The transcript has 17 exons. Gene Ontology annotation, biological process: glycerol-3-phosphate metabolic process. The record is from RefSeq and is a predicted model, not a curated record. Gene Ontology annotation, cellular component: glycerol-3-phosphate dehydrogenase (FAD) complex; mitochondrion. The coding region runs from base 1854 to 3659 and encodes 601 amino acids. Lineage: Eukaryota; Metazoa; Chordata; Actinopteri; Syngnathiformes; Callionymidae.
AGCCCUGCAACGCCCCGAGCGACUUGUCCUUUCCGCACAUCCAGAAGACCUGAGCCAUGGCGUUCAGGAAGGUCCUGAAAAGAACGGCCAUCAUCGGCGGCGGGGCGGUCGCCACUGUUUUUGGCCUCUCCCAGCUCAUAGAGUACAGGAAGACACAGGUAUGUCACUCAUUCAUGUGUGCGUCUGUUCUUGCAUGAUGGUGUUUGGCACACAAAAUGGCAUGAUUUCAGUGGCAUGAGGACUUUUCAUGAAGUGUCUUCCGACUGUAAGGUUUUUGUCAGGGCAUGUUGAAUCUAGAUUUUGGAAUGUGCCUCUUCCAGGUGAUCGCUGAAAGGGCUGCGAAGAAGUUUUUGAAAGAUUGUGCAUUUAUCUUGUGUUGAAUCUUAUCAGCUUCUUACCGGACUGAGACUCUUGUCUCUCCUUCUUCCUUGAAAUGUAGGACAAAUAUUUUGGAAACAAAAGCAGUGCAAUUACGGACAGCCUGUUCUGUAACAGCUUUUGAAGGUGUGGCUCAACAGGUUCUAGUAGGUGUUUGGCCACAGGUGUUAAAGUAAACUGUGAUUGCUCCUUAAUAAUAUUGUUCUUUAAAUACAGCAGCGAUACAUUAAUUCAGUUGUAACAUUAGAAUACUUUUUCAUUCAGUGUGUAAAUAUAUUCUUGCUCUAUAACGGAACAUUUUCUUGCUUUCAAUAGUAUUCAUCUUUAAAUACUUUACUGAUUUAUGUAGUCAUUAUCUGCAAAUAUGUAGCCAUAAUAAUGUAGAGGUAAUCAUGCCCUUAUAUUUUUUGUUAAACAAAGCUGCUUUAACUUCUUAACAUUAGAGGAGAAUAUGUGGUUAUUGAGCAAACAAAAUGAUGGUUUCUUGGAACUGGGGGGUGUUUAUGUCUCACUUCACCAAUGGCUGCUUUUUAUACAUUCAUUCUGUUGUGAGACUGUUGCCCUUCACUGUAGAACAAAAAAGGUGGAAGCAAAUUCUCUUCAAACAGGAGCAUCCCUGCAUGCUGUAUUUACAGUGGAGGGAAAAGGUUUUGGGGCUUCGCCCAUGCAUUCCACUGUGUGAUAAGGGCUGCGCGACUAAUUAUUUAUUUUAUUUAAUUAUUUGUAUUAUUAUUUGAUGUGAUGGUUUACCCUUAUGUUGAUAACUGACUUUUACUUGUGAACAAUAAACCAUUUGUUUGUGUCUACAUUAUGCAGCCACACCUUUUAAAACACACUGAAAAAAAUCACGAUAAUAUUUGAGAUUGUGUUCAAUUAUUAUGGGUGUCUGAAAGCCUUUUAUUUGUGCCACAGUAUGUCAUCAUUUGAGUCAAAAUGCUGGGGUGUUUUCUCAUCCACUCAUGGUUUUGAAUGACACUUUUACCCCUUGAAGAAACAAGAAUGGCAGUGGGCUAUAUUUAAGAUACCCAGGCAGCUGUGUUCCCUGACCUCUGACCUUCAGCAGAUUUAUAUUUGGCACACCACAAAGCUGCACACCAGUCUUCAUCUGACUGUAUAACCUAAUAUGAACUUUGUUUUCUGUCCUGUUGCGAUAAUGUCUUCUCUUUCCCACCGUCGCCCUGCAAACCCAGCCUGGAUUGGCGCGCCUGGCUCACGUCGCCGCGGAGGCAGAGCUGAAGGUUCCUUUCGCCAAUGAGUUCCCCUCCCGACAAUCCCAGCUCGCUGCGCUCAGAGACACUGAGGAGUUUGACGUUCUGGUUAUCGGAGGAGGGGCCACAGGUGCAGGAUGUGCCUUAGACGCUGUCACACGCAACCUCAAGACUGCUCUUGUGGAACGGAGCGACUUUUCCUCAGGGACAAGCAGCCGUAGCACCAAACUCAUCCACGGCGGAGUCCGAUACCUCCAGAAGGCCAUCAUGAAAUUAGACUAUGAACAGUACAUGAUGGUGAAAGAGGCCCUGCAUGAGCGAGCUAACCUGCUGGAGAUUGCGCCACACGUGUCAUCAGCACUACCCAUCAUGCUUCCUGUAUACAAAUGGUGGCAGUUGCCUUAUUACUGGGCUGGAAUCAAGAUGUAUGACCUGGUGGCAGGAACCCAGUGCCUGAAGCCGAGCUACGUCCUCAGCAAGACAAAAGCCUUGGAGCUCUUCCCCAUGCUUAAAAAGGACAAGCUGGUGGGAGCCAUCGUCUACUACGACGGGCAACACAACGAUGCCCGCAUGAAUCUCGCCAUUGCACUCAGUGCCGCUCGCUAUGGUGCUGCUGUUGCCAACUACACCGAGGUGAUCCAUCUCUUGAAAACAAAAGAUCCGCAGACUGCGAAGGAGACGGUGAGGGGUGCUCGCUGUAGGGACGUGAUCACAGGUCAGGAAUUUGACGUGAGGGCCAAAUGUGUGAUCAACGCCACCGGGCCGUUCACAGACUCGCUGAGGAAGAUGGACAACCAGGAGACAAGCAAGAUCUGCCAACCCAGUGCUGGGGUCCAUAUUGUAAUCCCUGGUUACUACAGCCCUGACAACAUGGGUCUGCUAGAUCCGGCCACCAGUGAUGGCCGUGUCAUCUUCUUCCUGCCCUGGGAGAAGAUGACCAUCGCCGGCACAACUGACAGCCCGACGAAUGUAACCGCCCACCCUAUCCCUGGAGAGGAAGACAUAAACUUCAUCCUGAAUGAGGUCCGAAACUACCUCAGCCCGGAUGUAGAAGUGCGCAGAGGUGACGUUUUGGCAGCCUGGAGCGGCAUUCGUCCACUGGUGACAGACCCCAACUCCAAAGACACUCAAUCCAUCUGCAGGAACCACAUCGUCAGCAUCAGUGACAGUGGAUUGGUCACUAUUGCCGGUGGGAAGUGGACCACCUAUCGAUCGAUGGCUGAAGAGACCCUGGAUGCAGCCGUCAAGGCACACGGCCUGAAAGCGGAGCCCUGCAAGACUGUGGGUCUGAUGUUGGAGGGGGCUAAAGGCUGGAACCAGACGCUGUACAUUCGUCUGGUCCAGGACUACGGCCUGGAAAACGAGGUUGCGCAGCAUCUUGCUUCCACGUAUGGCUCAAAGGCCUAUGAUGUUGCGAAGAUGGCCCAGGUCACCGGCCAGAGGUGGCCCAUUGUUGGCAAAAGACUCGUGUCUGAGUUUCCUUACAUCGAGGCUGAGGUUCUGUACGCCAUCAAGGAGUACGCUUGCACUGCCCUCGACAUCAUUGCUCGGCGAACACGUUUGGGAUUUUUGAACGUGCAGGCUGCAGAUGAAGCUCUUCCACGCAUCAUCGAGCUCAUGGCCAAAGAGCUGAACUGGAGCCAAGAGCGGAAAACGAUGGAGCUUGAGGCAGCAAAGAAGUUUUUAUACCAUGAGAUGGGCUACAGGUCUCGUUCUGAACAGCUGACCAAGACAACUGAGAUCAACCUGGACAACCAGGAAGUAGCCAGGUAUAAGAAACGUUUCCACAAGUUUGACAAGGACAGGAAAGGCUUCAUUACAACUGUCGACGUCCAGCAAGUUUUGGAAAGCAUCAAUGUCCAUAUUGAUGAAAACUCUCUCCACGAGAUCCUGAAUGAGGUGGACCUCAACAAGAACGGCCAAGUAGAAAUUGAUGAAUUCCUGCAGCUGAUGAGUGCAGUGAAGAAGGGUCAAGUGUCUGACAGCCGUCUGGCCAUCCUGAUGAAAUCAGCGGAGGAGACACUGGAGAACCGAGGGCCCGUGACAGUGGAUCGCAGUGGGGGCGGAGUCUGAGCCCCUCACCCCUCACGGUGGAAUUCACAGACGAUUGAAUGCUGAUGACCAACCAACAACUGGGUUUCGUGCAGACGAUUCUAUUUGAAUGACAAUAUCUCAAUCAGAGUCAUAGUGGAAAUUAGCCUCAACAAGGCUGGCAUUUCUGAGUGCGAUCAGAGCUCAGCUGGUUCUGUCGUCUGUCCUCUGUACUGUUUAAACAUCCAGUGCCUCAGAUCAUCACACACCAUCAGGUUUUCUACCUAAACUUUGAUAUGUGGUUUUAGCAACACUCCUUUUGUAACUUUUCUAACUGUCGCUACUUCACUUGAGUGCAGCUCUGCCUGAUGGAAGUUAGUUAUCCAGUCUGUGACUUCACAAACAUGUUGGUAACUAAUUCAAACCAAGCAGAGAGAAGAGACGUUUGACCUGAGCAGACUCCAUGCUCCCUGUCCUGUCUUAACAGUUCACCUGCACACCCAAGUUCGUUCUCUCAAGAGGGCAGAAACUCUGAAGAAUGUUGAGUGCCACCUGGGGGCCACCAGGUCUUCUGUAGUUAUUUGAAAACAAAGGAGGCAUCGUCACCUCUUGAUAUCUUAUAAUAAGUUUGAUUAUUUUAUUUUUUCUUCUAUAAAGAAAUUCAAUUGUUUCAUUUUAAUUCCUAUUAUUAACUAAAAAUUGAAUUAAAUCAACUCUUGUAGCCUGACAGGUACAGGCUGUGUUCCCCUGCAGUGAAGUCACAGACUCAGGAAAAAGAAGUCAGGAAACACGGUUUUUCUGAUCUCCAUGUUGCCUUUUAGCUGGAAGGCCUUCCACUCUACAACGGCUUCUUCAUUUAUUCCAUAACCAGCAAACUGCUACUGAAGUUUACAGCUUUCCACUGCUCCUGUCUGAUAUUCUUUUAAGAUGUAUUUAUUCACAGUCACUUUUAACGCUUUUGUAAAAUGGGAUUAUAGAAAAAGGGAUAUAUAUAUAUAUAUAUAUAUAUAUAUAUAUAUAUAUAUAUAUAUAUAUAUAUAUAUAUGCCACGUCUGCCUACAGAGUGGGUCGUCUGUGAAUGUAUAACCCUGCAUGUGUGUUUGCCGAUGAUGUAUUGCUUUGAGCGGCAAGUUGAAUAUAGCCUCUUAUUUAGGGAAUGAAAUGCUGAAAGUGUGCAGUGGAGCUCCGUCAUUUGUGCCUUCAUGUGCCAAAGAAAUGACAACGCUAUCUGACAUGAAGCAGGUGUGAAUGCCGUGUGCUGUAGUGCACCACCAUGGGUUUUGUGGGACCCAAACAGUUUUAACACAACCUCAACCUCCAGCACAAUUGAGCAAUACAAACCUUUUUACAUGCUUUAAGACUGUUCAAAGAUUUCCACUGACAUCCCUGUAAGUCACCAAAUGAUCUGAACCGCUUCUAUAAACACAUAAAAAUGUCAUAUUGAGUUUUGCAAAAAAUCAAUAUUGACACCAGCGGUAAACUAAAAUCAUGUGACAACAUUGUCUCUGCAAAAGCUUGGUUCUUAGCUACACACUGGUUUUUGGGAGUGUGACGUGGUCUCAGUUGCAGUUCACCCCCGGGACAUCAGUUUCCUCCCACCUCCCACAUGUUUUAAUGAGACGUUUUAGCAUCUUCCUCAGAAAUGAAGGGCUUGUAAAAAGUCAAUAUCCAUGUCGUGCAGUCAAUGUGUGUGUACUGUGAUUGACAGAUGGUUGCUCUGUCAACAUGGCCGCCUGGUUGCCCUGGCUUCACGGCAUUACAGGACAGUUCUUUACAUCGUUGUUGCCUUUCGUCUCUUCUGCUCCUCUUAACUCUCACCAAAGUGUGCGUGUCCAUGUGUCGUCACUCAGGAUUUCGGGACCCGUCAAACCGCCAACGACGCCUGUCCAACGUUGCUCAUGGGCAGUGCGUCUUCUACUCUUCCUCCUGAUGUUUGAUUGUUUGCUUUGGAUGAAAUUACAGCUUCAUCUGGACUGAAAAGAGAAUCAUAUUCCGUGUUCUUUUUUCACAUCCACAAAUACUGUAAGGAAACAAAGUCAUUAUCUAAUUAAAUGUAUCUGGU